Messenger RNA from Chrysemys picta bellii (western painted turtle), 1200 nucleotides. NCBI's taxonomy places the organism in Eukaryota, Metazoa, Chordata, Testudines, Emydidae. The record is from RefSeq and is a predicted model, not a curated record.
AUUUGUGAAACGUAAAGAAAUGUAAAUCCUAUGUUUUUGUACAGGUUCGAAUGCAAGCAUUGAAAUGCUUCUCAGUUCUAGCCUUUGAAAACCCCCAGGUAUCAAUGACUCUUGUAAAUGUUUUGGUUGAUGGAGAAUUAUUACCACAGAUUUUUGUGAAGAUGUUACAAAGGGACAAGCCUAUUGAAAUGCAGCUCACAUCAGCCAAAUGCCUUACUUACAUGUGCAGAGCAGGAGCAAUCCAGACAGAUGAUAACUGCAUUGUUUUAAAGACACUGCCAAGUUUGGUUCGGAUGUGUAGUAAGGAAAGAUUGUUGGAGGAACGAGUAGAAGGAGCCGAAACACUUGCCUAUCUAAUUGAAACAGAUGUUGAGCUCCAGAGAAUCGCCAGUAUUACGGACCAUCUUAUUGCAAUGCUUUCUGACUACUUCAAGUAUCCCAGUUCAGUCAGUGCAAUCACCGAUAUCAAAAGGCUUGACCAUGAUUUAAAGCAUGCUCACGAACUGCGCCAGGCUGCGUUCAAGCUGUAUGCUUCACUUGGAGCAAAUGAUGAAGACAUCCGGAAGAAGAUCAUUGAGACUGAAAAUAUGAUGGACCGAAUUGUGAAUGGCUUGUCUGAGUCUAGUAUCAAGGUGCGGCUAUCUGCAGUCAGAUGUUUGCACAGUUUGUCCCGGUCUGUGCAGCAGCUACGGACAAGUUUCCAGGAUCAUGCCGUAUGGAAACCCUUAAUGAAGGUGAGUCGAAAAAUAGCAAGAAUCAUACACUUGGAAGUGGAUGUGAUCUGUUCAUCAGUUACAAUGUCUUUUUGUAGAAUCUUAAUAGGUAUCGCCUUGACAUCUGAUAUGUGUGAUCUUCUCUGGAGGCUUACAAAUCAGCAAAAGCCCAGUAACAGCAAACAGUGUCGUUGCCUGCACUUUCUCUUUUGAAAUGUAACACAAUCUAUUACAAAAUAAGACAGGCACUGAGAGCCAGAUUGCCCCUAGCCCCCUUACUCAGGAACAUAGGAAAGGGCUCCCCUCUGCUCCCCUGCUCAGCCUAUAACCGGCAACUGAGGUUGAGGCUGCAGCCGUGGGGAGGGGAUAUUGAUCCUACAUUCCAGCUGCUUUACUUUCCCAGGGAGCAGGAUGCUGGAAGAGGCAGGGCCAUGAUGUGGGUAGAGCAUUCCUCUUCAGCCUAAUGCAAAAUCUCUCUGUGUUCCUC